AUGAAUUUCGCAAGAGAAGUUAUAGUUCCAACAUCUUCUAAUGUAAGCGCAAAUAACUCCGAACAACAUAGAAGGCUAAAAGAAAUAUUUCCUGGAGCAAUAGGUGCCUUAGAUGGAACUCUUAUACAUGCGAUCGUGCCUGUUGAUCAACAGACUCGUUACAGGGGAAGAGGAAAAGGUGAAUGCUUUCAAAAUGUAUUAGCAAUUUGUGACUUUGAUAUGAUAUUCACAUUCGUAUGGGCCGGAUGGGAGGGCAUUGCACAUGAUUCACGAGUUUUAAAAGAAGUUGCAUUCAACCCAAAUUCUGGCUUUCCUUUCCCGCCACCAGAUAAGUAUUACCUUUGUGACGCUGCGUACACCAACACUCGUGGAUUUAUGACUCCCUACCGUGGUACGAGGUAUUGGUUAGCCGAUUUUCGACGACAACGUGCGUUAACUAAGGAAGAAAGAUUCAAUCAUGCUCACGCACAACUCAGAAAUGUCAUUGAACGUGCAUAUGGUGUUCUAAAGGCGAGAUUCCCAAUCCUAAAGCAAAUGGCUCCCUUUUCUUUUCCAAUACAAAGAGACAUAGUGAUUGCUUGUUUCGCCAUCCAUAAUUUUAUAAGGAAAUGCAAUAUUUAUGAUCAGUUAUUUAUGGACUAUGAUGAGAACACGAUGUUUCAUGAAAUGCAAAGUGGGGAAAAUGAUGGCCUGUUAGUUCAAGACAUAGAGUGGGGUUCACAAGGUAUUGACUAUAUGACUUCUUUACGUAACCAUAUUGCUAAUCAGUUGCUUCCAAAUGAUUCAAAUUAA
This is a messenger RNA of Helianthus annuus (common sunflower), 792 nucleotides long. RefSeq lists its product as uncharacterized. The coding region runs from base 1 to 792 and encodes 263 amino acids. NCBI's taxonomy places the organism in Eukaryota, Viridiplantae, Streptophyta, Magnoliopsida, Asterales, Asteraceae. The record is from RefSeq and is a predicted model, not a curated record. The transcript is spliced from 2 exons.